Messenger RNA from Dufourea novaeangliae, 3021 nucleotides. Its product is annotated as glycine dehydrogenase (decarboxylating), mitochondrial. The record is from RefSeq and is a predicted model, not a curated record. The transcript has 10 exons. NCBI's taxonomy places the organism in Eukaryota, Metazoa, Arthropoda, Insecta, Hymenoptera, Halictidae. Bases 40 to 3021 code for a protein of 993 amino acids. Gene Ontology annotation, molecular function: glycine binding; pyridoxal phosphate binding; glycine dehydrogenase (decarboxylating) activity. Gene Ontology annotation, cellular component: glycine cleavage complex; mitochondrion. Gene Ontology annotation, biological process: glycine decarboxylation via glycine cleavage system.
CUCAUAUCGUGUAUAUCGUUCUGCACUUACGAAAACAAAAUGUUACACUUUUUGGAAAUUGCAAAGUGUUCAAGAUUAUUGGGUAAACAUAGAGCGAUACGAUACGCGCGUGUAUUGGCGUUAAGUAGUCUAAGAACGGAAAGUACUGAUAAACUUUGUGCAAAAAAGGAUGAAUUUCAACACAGGCACAUUGGUCCGAGAGAAGAAGAACAGAUAGACAUGCUGCAGAGCAUUGGUUUUAAGAGUUUGGAGGAAUUAACAAAAGCAGCAGUUCCUGCAAAGAUUCUUUACAAUGGGGAAUUAAGGAUUGAACAAUCACUUACCGAAUAUGAAUUAUUAAAAAGAAUCACAAAAAUUUCUGAAAAGAACGACGUGUGGCGUUCCUACAUUGGAAUGGGAUAUCACAAUUGUUGCGUUCCUCACACCAUCAUGAGAAACAUGUUCGAGAAUCCAGGAUGGACGACGCAGUACACACCGUAUCAACCAGAGAUCUCUCAGGGUAGACUCGAAGGUCUACUAAAUUACCAAACGAUGAUAUGCGAUUUAACCGGCAUGGAAGUGGCGAACGCAUCGCUUCUGGACGAAAGCACAGCAGCGGCGGAAGCUUUGGCUCUAGCUCAUAGGAGCAACAAGAGGAAGAAACUGUUCGUUUCUGAUCAAGUUCAUCCCCAAACGAUUAGCGUGAUCGCCACACGUGCUACUUCCCUGGGUCUCGUUUUAGAAAUCGGGGACGUUUUUCAAGUCGAUACCAGUGGGAAGGAUAUCGCUGGAAUCCUGUUUCAAUAUCCGAAUACAACUGGAUCGAUUCAUGCGUUCGACGAUGUCGCGGAAAGGGCACGAGCCGAUGGCACACUUGUCUGCGCUGCUACCGACUUGCUGGCACUGGCCAUUCUUCGACCUCCGAGCGAAUUUGGAGUUGACAUAUGCAUCGGUACGAGUCAACGGUUCGGCGUGCCGUUGGGAUACGGAGGACCUCAUGCUGGAUUCUUCGCGUGUCGACAGAAGCUGGUCCGUUUGAUGCCUGGAAGGAUGAUCGGCGUUACGAAAGACUCUACCGGCCGAGACGCGUAUCGUUUAGCCCUUCAGACGCGUGAACAGCACAUCCGAAGAGACAAAGCUACCAGCAACAUUUGCACAGCACAGGCGUUGCUGGCGAACAUGUCUGCAAUGUAUGCGGUGUACCACGGGCCCGAAGGUAUAAAGAAUAUAGCGAACAGAGUGCACAAUUUGACUCUGAUUCUCGCCAAGGGUUUGGAGAACGCAGGCAAUAAAGUGGAGAACGAAUACUUCUUCGACACCAUCAAAAUAUCGCCGAAACUGGACAUAGACACUAUUAAACGUAAUGCUACUACGCGUAAGAUGAAUUUCAGGUACUACGAAGAUGGAAUUGGGAUAUCGUUGGACGAAACCACAACCGUGCAAGACGUGAACGAUAUCUACGAAAUAUUCUGCGCGAAAACAACGGUCGAAGAUAUCUGUGGGGACGAGUCCUGUACCAGCAGAGACUUGAGUAAAUCGUCUUUCGUUCGCAUCACACCGUACCUGCAGCAUCCUGUGUUCAAUAGUCAUCGUUCUGAAACAAGAAUCGUUCGAUACAUGAAAUCUCUGGAGAAUAAAGAUGUGUCUCUGGUGCACAGCAUGAUACCACUAGGAUCCUGUACGAUGAAACUGAACUCCACCACGGAAAUGAUGCCUUGCAGUCUACCAGGAUUCACGGACAUCCAUCCUUUCGUGCCUAUCGAGCAAGCCAAAGGAUACCAACAGUUGUUCACCGAACUGGAGGAGGAUCUAUGCGCUAUAACUGGUUACGACAAUAUAAGUUUUCAACCGAACAGCGGUGCCCAGGGCGAAUACGCCGGUUUAAGAGCGAUACAAUGUUACCACGAGGCUGAAGGCGACCAGAAACGACGUGUCUGUCUGAUUCCUAUCUCUGCUCACGGCACCAAUCCCGCGUCUGCUCAGAUGGCCGGUAUGCAGGUUAAGCCAAUUCUGGUGCAAAAAGACGGAUCUGUGGACAUCACACAUUUAACAGAAAUGAUCGACAAAUAUCGGGAGACAUUGUCCUGUUUGAUGAUAACGUACCCGUCAACCAACGGUGUCUUCGAGGAGACAAUCAGUGACAUUUGUUCCAUGGUCCACGAAGUUGGAGGUCAGGUGUACCUGGACGGAGCUAACAUGAACGCCCAGGUAGGACUGUGUCGACCAGGCGAUUACGGUAGCGACGUGUCCCAUCUAAAUCUGCACAAAACUUUCUGUAUACCUCAUGGGGGUGGCGGUCCUGGAAUGGGACCCAUUGGAGUUAAACGACAUCUGUCGCCAUUCCUGCCGAGUCAUCCUGUAGUCAAUUGCACGAGCAACACUGGUAACAAUGUGCAACAAUCUGGCGCUGUAUCAGCUGCCCCAUUCGGUUCGUCGGCGAUUCUGCCGAUUUCAUGGGCGUAUAUCAAGAUGAUGGGUCCCGGAGGAUUGCGAAAAGCCACGCAAGUGGCUAUCCUCAAUGCUAAUUAUAUGAGCAAACGAUUAGAGAAAUUUUACAGAACGUUGUACAAAGGAAAGACGGGACUGGUGGCUCAUGAAUUUAUCCUGGACGUAAGGGACUUCAAGAAAACGACGAACAUCGAAGCUGUGGACAUCGCGAAGAGACUGAUGGAUUAUGGUUUUCAUGCUCCUACGAUGAGUUGGCCUGUUGCUGGCACGUUGAUGAUAGAACCGACCGAAUCCGAGGACAAAGGCGAAUUGGACCGGUUCUGCGAUGCUCUUAUUUCUAUAAGGCACGAGAUUAAUGAUAUUGAGACUGGAAAAGUAGACAUAGCCAAUAAUCCAUUGAAAAUGGCACCACACACUCAGGAACAAGUGAUAUCGAGCACGUGGGAUCGAUCCUACUCACGGGAAUUAGCAGCGUUUCCGGCUCCGUUUGUCAAGGGAAACAAUAAAAUCUGGCCAAGUGUAGGACGAAUUGACGAUAUAUACGGCGAUACAAAUCUAUUCUGCACUUGUCCUCCUAUUUUGCAACAAUCAUAA